AAAAUGCAACAAAAUAAUGAAUUGAUUGAUUUAUUGGAGCAAAGAAGGAAAGAUUCUGAUUUUUCAUGGGUUUCUAGAUUCAUGAAAAUACAAAUGCCUCAUAUGCUACCACCAGAAUUAAAUUUAUCUAGAAAUCAAAUAAUAAAUACAGUAUUAAAUAGUCCACGCAUAAAAGAAGUGAUUAGUUAUUUAGCAAAAAGUCAAAAUGUUUAUACAUAUGUUAUUGAACGAAAAGCUUAUGCUAUUUUGCAGGAAAUGGCAAGUAAGGCUCAUUUACCUACAGUUCGUUGGCUAGGUUUCUUUAUUAUCAAAACUUUGAAGAAAAUCUUCCGCAAUCUUUAUAUAAAUGAAAGAAUGAUAUUUAAUUUAAAAAAACAAAUGUCUAGUUUUCAAGUACAAUAUAUAUAUGUACCAUCACAUAGAAGUUAUCUGGAUUUUAUUUUACUAUCAUGUAUCCUCUUUAAUUACGAUAUGUCAUUACCAAAUAUUGCAAGUGGGAUGGAUUUUUAUCAAAUGAGAUUUAUUGGAGAAAUAUUACGUAAAACUGGAGCAUUUUAUAUGAGACGUAGUUUUUCUAAUGAUUUAUUAUAUAAAGAAAUUUUUAAAGCAUAUGUUAGCUAUCUUGUAAAUCAUAAUGAUAGAGCAAUUGAAUUUUUCAUCGAAGGUACUCGUAGUAGAAGUCAAAAAAGUAUUGAACCUAAAUAUGGUUUCUUAUCUGUCAUUUUGGACACUUAUCUUCAAAGUACUGUACCUGAGAUUCAGUUUCUUCCAAUUAGUAUCAGUUAUGAUCGCCCACUAGAAGAAAAAUUAUUUGUCUAUGAACUACUAGGGGUGCCAAAGCCAAAAGAAACAACAACUGCUUUCCUGCAAUCUUUGCUUAUGUUAAAAAAUCAUGUUUCUUAUGGAUCAGUAUUUUUCAAUAUUGGCGAACCUAUUUCUGCCUCACAAUAUAUAACAUCAAAGGAUCGUAAAACCAAGAUUAUAAAUCCUGAUUAUAAAUUACCAUCAACUAUUAUAGAAAACUUAGCAUAUGACAUAAUAUAUACUCAUCAAAAAAAUACAAUCCUUACAACUUUUAAUAUAAUUGCUUUGUUGUUUAAUGAAAGAGUACAAACGUAUCCUGCAAAUCCAUACACUCUUCAAACAUUGGCAGAAGAUUACAAAUGGUAUAAAAACUGGCUCUCAUCAUUAGGAGCUAUGAUUCAUCCUUCAAUUGAGAAUAUGACUACAGAUGAAUUAUAUAAUGAAAUAUUAGUAUCACUAGAAACACAUUCAGAAUUGCUUACAUUAGAUGAAUCAAAAAUGUUGAACUUAAAAAAUAUGUAUGUAGAAAUGAAAUCAGAAAAAUAUACAAAUAUAAAGGGACAUAAUUUGAAUAAACGUACUAUGGAAGUAGCUGUACCAGCUAUUAAUUUAACUAUUUAUGUAAAUCCUACUUUAUUUUUUCUUGCGAAAUUAGGGAUUAUUACUGCAACAGUUGGAUUAGGCAGUAUUCAUAUUGACAAAGCCUUUGAACGAUAUGUUCUACUAAGAAAAUUAUUAAGUACAGAGUUUGCAUUAUUUUUAAAUGCAAGUUCUUCUGUACUUAAUUUAGAAUGGAAAAAAUCAAUUGAUAUUUUGGUGAAAGAAGGCUGUUUAUAUAUUCAGAAUGAUUUAAUUACAGGACAGAAAACUGCAUUGUUUUCUCUUCUACAUAAUCUUAUAUUACCAUUUAUUGACGCAGCGUGUUUCACCUGUACUACUUUAUUAAAUUGGAAUGAAUCAGUAUUAGGUACUAUAACAAACCAAAAAGUAUUGAGAGAAUGUCAGAAGCAAGUAGAAAUUGCAUUAUUUGAGGAAAAAAAUUCUCGUCCUCAUCCAUACUGUCUAUCACUUGAUCUUUUUAAAUCUACAUUGUCUAAUCUUUUACAACAAGGUAUUGUUGUAACAUCUGAUAAAGAAGGUAUUUAUUUUGUAGAUAAAAUACAAAUGGAAUAUCUUAUUUUAAAAUUACAUCAGCUCCCAUUACUACAUCCUUUGGGAUUUUAUAGUGAUAUUUCUUUAUCACCAUUAAAUACUUCCGUACAUAUACAAGCAAAAUUAUAAAAAUAUA
Messenger RNA from Vespa crabro (European hornet), 2092 nucleotides. RefSeq names its product dihydroxyacetone phosphate acyltransferase (gene Dhap-at). The coding region runs from base 4 to 2085 and encodes 693 amino acids. The record is from RefSeq and is a predicted model, not a curated record. Gene Ontology annotation, biological process: ether lipid biosynthetic process. Lineage: Eukaryota; Metazoa; Arthropoda; Insecta; Hymenoptera; Vespidae. Gene Ontology annotation, molecular function: glycerone-phosphate O-acyltransferase activity. The transcript is spliced from 6 exons. Gene Ontology annotation, cellular component: peroxisomal membrane; mitochondrial membrane.